Molecule: messenger RNA, 2154 nt
Organism: Limanda limanda (common dab)
Lineage: Eukaryota; Metazoa; Chordata; Actinopteri; Pleuronectiformes; Pleuronectidae
Product: F-BAR and double SH3 domains protein 1-like
Exons: 21
Biological process (GO): regulation of actin filament polymerization; neuromuscular synaptic transmission
Cellular component (GO): recycling endosome; neuromuscular junction
Molecular function (GO): protein binding
Source: RefSeq, a predicted model, not a curated record
AUGCAACCACCACCCAGAAAGGUGAAGGAGAGUCAGCAGGUGAAACUGGUGUUCUCAGAGCAGCACAGUAAAUUGCAAACCAAACAACAUCAGGACACUGAACUGUUGGAGGAGAUCAGGUCCUUCAGUAAGCAUCGUGCAGCUAUAGAGAAGGAGUAUGCCCAGGCUCUUCAGAGAUUAGCUGUUCAGUACCAGAAGAGAGACUGGCAAAGAGGAAAUACAGAUGCUAUCACUUCUGGAGGUGUGUUUGGUGUGUGGCGGUCAGUGGUUGAUGCAACAGCUCAGACUGCUGCAUCACGACUUGCUGCUGCAGAGGAAUACCGCAGACUGACAGGACAAGCCUCCAGAAGUUUUCGCAAUGCAAAGGACAUCCGAGCUAAGCAAGGCCUGGAGCAGCUUCUGAGGGUACAGGGUGAAGUCGUGGAUGCGCUGCGAGAACUGCACAGGCUCAAGAAGAGCUAUCACCUAUUCAGCCACAUUGCAAAUGUUGCCAGAGAGAAAGCUGCAGAUGCAAAUUCAAGAGCAAGAAAGAGUGACCAUGGAAUUUUCCACUUUAAAGCAGGACUAUAUAAAAUGACUGCUAAGCUCAGUGCUAGGUUGAAGGAGUGUGAUGACCGUUUGACUGAAGUUCGUAAUGACUAUCUGCUGGCCCUAGCAGCAGUGAAUGCCCACCACCAAAACUACUUUAGGAAUGAUUUACCACUCAUUAUGGAGCAAAUGGAUGGGGAUGUUUAUGAUGACUUGAGGAGCCAUUUUACCCUGCUGUGUGGGAUAGAAAUGGAUUCCUGUUUGUCCACACACAACCUGUACAGCAAGAUAUGGGACAGUGUUGGUAAAGUGACUAGAGAUACAAAUAUUCAGCAGUUUCUAAAAGAAUCUGUUGCCUUCAAUAAAACCACCGGAUUUCCCUUUCAACCUGCUCCACAUGACAAGGUGUCUUCUCUAGAGGAGGCCUGUGCCUCAGCAGGGGAGGGUUGUCUGGUUAAGGAAGCCAAGAAGUGGGCUUCUAAGGCUGCGAAGGACUAUAAAAUCAUCACCCACGGAGAGAGGGCUCUACAAAUGUUAGGAAGUCGGUUGAAGCUCUUGUCCGGGGAGACAGGGAUUAGUGUGGAGCAGAAGAUAGCAGAGGUGCAGGACAGUGUCAGGAAAGCCAAGCUCAGCAGAGUGAAGGCAGAGGCUCGUCUGGUGCUGCUGUCAGACAGUGUCCCAGGAAUUGAACUGUGGCUUCAUGAUGCCAUGAUUCAGGCAGAAGAGGAGCUGGAGAGAGAGAGACGGCUCAGUGAACAGAGGAAGUCUACUGAAGACUUCUCAGGGGAUGAAUUUGAGCUGACUGACUUUGAGGACUAUGAUGAUGAGAAUGCAGAUAUUUUUGCAGAUCCAGUGUCAGCAUCUGGAGCGUGUGUUUAUCCUGCAGCCUGUAGAGUUAUCUAUAGCUAUCAGGCUGGCCAGUCAGACGAGCUGUCAAUCAGGGAAGGGGAGGAGCUUCAAGCGAUCGAAGAUGGAGACAUGGAGGACUGGCUAAAGGUGUGUAACUCUUGUGGUCAGGUGGGUUAUGUUCCUGAGCGUUAUGUGCAGUUCCUGUGUCUACAAGCAGAGGAAGCUGCUCAGCUGGACUGUUCCUUCAGCUCCACCUCAUCCACUGGAAAUAAAGAGAAGGCAAGGAGCCGAGUCUGAUCUGUUUCCGGUAUAGCCAGAGCUCUCUACUCCUACCAGGCCCAAAGUACAGAAGAGCUUUCCUUCCAGGAGGGGGCACUUAUCACACUGAUGCGCUGUCGACAUGGAGAGGUGGAUGAUGGAUUUUGGGAGGGAGAGCUGAAUGGACGGAUUGGUCUCUUCCCGUCGUUGGUGGUAAAGCUUGUACAUGAUGAAGGGGAUCUUGAGGAGCCACAAGAGGAGUCUCUCCCAACCCCAACUAUGCAUCCCUUCUCUUCUACAGUAGGAAUCCCCUCAACUCCUGGUUGUAGUUCCAUACUUAAUGCUACCCCCCCUAGCUGCGUAGAAGACAAACAGCAGCCCUUACCUCUGAGGGGUGCAAACAUUACAGUAGAAACUGGGGGCAGCAACCACCCAUCUCCAGAUCUCUCCAGUAGUCGACUAAGACCUUGUCGAGCACCUCCCCCUCCUCCAACACUGAAGCCUUCACCUCAUCCCUGA